Arachis duranensis is the source of this 1738-nucleotide messenger RNA. RefSeq names its product cyanogenic beta-glucosidase. The transcript is spliced from 13 exons. Gene Ontology annotation, biological process: carbohydrate metabolic process. NCBI's taxonomy places the organism in Eukaryota, Viridiplantae, Streptophyta, Magnoliopsida, Fabales, Fabaceae. Gene Ontology annotation, molecular function: beta-glucosidase activity. The coding region runs from base 46 to 1602 and encodes 518 amino acids. The record is from RefSeq and is a predicted model, not a curated record.
UAAUUUAUAACUGAACAAGUUGACCAAAUAAGCAACACUAUAGUUAUGGAUUUCACAGUGCAUUAUCUCCUUAGUACUUCACUGAUUCUUACCUCAACAAUCAUUGAAGCUGCAAUCAUAUUCAACAAUGGUGUUACCACUACUACAUCUCUCAACAGAGCCAGUUUUCCAGAAGGUUUUGUUUUUGGGACUUCAUCAUCUGCUUAUCAGUAUGAAGGUGCUGCAGAUAUAGAUGGCAGAACACCAUCUAUAUGGGAUACUUUCACUCAUAAUUAUCCAGAAAAGAUAGCUGAUAGAAGUAAUGGCGACAUAGCCAUCGAUGAAUAUCAUCGCUACAAGGAAGAUGUUGAGAUCAUGAAGGAUUUAAACAUGGAUGCUUAUAGAUUCUCCAUCUCUUGGUCCAGAAUACUACCAAAGGGAAAGCUCAGUGGAGGUGUAAACAAGGAAGGAAUCAAGUAUUACAAUAACCUCAUCAAUGAGCUACUAGCUAAAGAUAUUCAACCUUUUGGGACUAUUUUACAUUGGGACAUCCCUCAAGUCUUAGAAGAUGAAUAUGGUGGCCUUUUAAGUCCUAAGAUAGUUGAUGAUUUUCGAGACUAUGCUGAGGUUUGUUUUAAGGAAUUCGGAGACAGAGUGAAGCAUUGGAUCACAGUCAACGAGCCAUGGUCUAUCGGAAAAUUCGCCUACGCAAAUGGAGCUUAUGCACCUGGAAGAUGUUCACCAUGGCAAAACCUUAAUUGCACUGGUGGUGAUUCUGCCACUGAACCUUAUAUAGUGUCACAUUAUCAGUUACUAGCUCAUGCAGCUGCUGUUAACAUCUACAAGACUAAGUAUCAGGAAACUCAAAAGGGUAAGAUAGGGAUAGCAAUAAAUUCUUUCUGGAUAUUGCCACUCUAUGAUACAAAAUUGGAUCAUCUUGCUGCACAAAGAGCCCUUGAUUUCAUGCUUGGAUGGUUUAUGGAUCCAUUGACAAGAGGAGAUUAUCCAGUUAUCAUGAAGUCUCUGGUGGGAAGUAGAUUACCAAAAUUCUCUUCACAUGAAUCAAGGCUUGUAAGAGGAUCCUUUGAUUUCAUUGGUUUGAAUUACUACACUGCCAAAUAUGCUACUGAUGCUCCACAAUUAAGUGAUGCAAGGCCUAGUUUCCUCACUGAUGCUCUUGUUAUUCUUUCAUCAGUUUCAUCUGAGCCUAAUGGAGUGCAGUUGGGUGCAAGGGGUGCUUAUCCAGAAGGACUUAGAGAACUUUUGCUCUAUAUUAAAGAAAAUUACAAUAACCCUUUAAUCUACAUCACUGAAAAUGGAACAGAGGAAUCCAAUGAUCCUUCACUAUCACUUGAAGAAGCUCUUAAUGAUACAAGCAGAAUUGAUUACUUCUAUAGUCAUCUUUACUAUAUUCAAACUGCAAUUAAUGAAGGCGCAAACAUAAAAGGAUAUUUUGCAUGGUCGUUAAUGGACAACUUUGAAUGGGAUUUCGGCUACACUCAGAGGUAUGGAAUUGUGUUUGUAGAUUACAAGAAUGGCCAGAAAAGAUAUCCAAAGUUGUCUGCAACUUGGUUUAAGAAUUUCCUACAAUGCAGAGUACAUGGAUACGAUGAUUCCCGCUAAGAACAUGAAAUUCAUGAACCAUUAUUUGUUGAAUUUCAUAAGUUUAAAUGCUAUUAGAAGCAUUGCUCAAUUGUGAUUUUUUUUUUCAUCUUCAUGUAGUGUUAUUUUGAUGUAUUGUUCAAAGUCCAGGUUAGUA